Colletotrichum truncatum is the source of this 2793-nucleotide messenger RNA. Its product is annotated as metallopeptidase. Gene Ontology annotation, molecular function: metalloendopeptidase activity. Gene Ontology annotation, cellular component: mitochondrial intermembrane space. Lineage: Eukaryota; Fungi; Ascomycota; Sordariomycetes; Glomerellales; Glomerellaceae. Gene Ontology annotation, biological process: peptide metabolic process; proteolysis. The record is from RefSeq and is a predicted model, not a curated record.
AUGGCUUCUAACCAGUACGACGCUCAGGCUUCGACCAACUACAAGGAGGCUUUCUCUCUGUUCGACAAGCGCGGCAACGGCCGUGUCGCUCUCGACAGCCUCGGCGACCUGCUCCGCGCCUGCGGCCAGAACCCCACCAUCAACGAGAUCCGCGACCUCGAGAAGAACGUCGGAGGCGACUGUGAGUGGCCCGUCUUUCAACCCCACGAUUCCAAGAAUAUCAUCAUCGCGCGCGAUGCGGCUUCGGAUGAGAACGGGGGAAACCGCAUUCUCAACCGCCCUGGUGGCUUCCGCGACCCCGGCGAGCCCGAGGAGUACUGCCGCGGUUUCCAGGUCUUUGACAAGGACAUGACAGGCUUUAUCGGCGUCGGUCAGCUCAAGUACAUUCUCACCAACCUCGGCGAGAAGAUGUCGGACGAGGAGGUCGAUGAGCUGCUCAAGGCUGUCGACACCAGCUCUGGCCAGGUCAACUACACUGCCGUGGCGUCGACUGCACUCUUCAAGCGCCUACCCCUCCUCUCCCUCACCUUCUUUCUCUUCUUCAUCGUCACAUCUUUCAUCCUGGCGGCCCCGCGAGCAGUUCCGAGAAUCACCUCUCUCUUCGCUCAGUUGCGAUUCAAACCCGCCCAGGUUCCCUUCGUUGCCACAUCUUCCGUCGCGACAUAUCGUCCCUUGGUGACCGCCGCCAUGACGGUCCCCGACAAGUACAAGUCGCCGCCCCAGGCGCCUCCCGUGUUCACGGGCACCAAGGAGUCCAUCGUCGGCGACUCCAAGAAGAUCUGCGACCAGACUCGUACCCUUCUCGACAAGCUCGUUGCUGAGAUUCCUACCGACAAGGCUACCUUCGAGAAUGUUAUGCGUCCCAUCGCCAAGGACGAGAACGAGAGCGGACUGUCUACCAGAAUCCUUGGGUUCUACCAGUACGUCUCGGGAGAUGCUGCUCUGCGCGAGGCCUCGACCGAAGCCGACAAGAUCAUGGAUGAUUUCUCCAUCGAAGUCAACAUGAGGGAGGAUGUCUUCAAGCUGAUUGAGGCUCUCCACAACCGCAAGGACUCUGAGGGCCUGGAUGCUGAGAGCUUGCGCUUGCUCGAGAAGGACUACAAGAACUACAUCAAGAUGGGUCUGGGUCUGCCUGCUGGCCCCCAGAGAGACCGCUUCAAGGAGAUCAAGAAGCGUCUCAGUCAGAUCCAGAUCGAAUUCCAGAAGAACCUCAAUGAGGAGAAUGGCGGCAUCUGGUUCACCCCCGAGGAGCUGGAUGGUGUUCCCGAGGACGUCGUUGAGGGCCUUGAGAAGGGCACCGGCGAGAACGAGGGCAAGCUUAAGCUGUCUUUCAAGUACCCCGACCUCUUCCCUACCCUCAAGUUCGCCAAGAACCCCGAGACGAGGCGCAAGCUCUUCAUCCAGAACGAGAACAAGUGCAACCAGAACGUCCCUCUGUUCAAGGAGGCUAUCAUCCUUCGUGACGAGGCUGCUCGCAUGCUUGGAUACCCCGACCAUGCCUCCCUCCGUAUUGAGGACAAGAUGGCCAAGACUUCCAAGACCGUCACAGAUUUCCUGGGCGACCUCCGCUCUCGCCUUGCAGCUGGUGGUGCCAAGGAGGUUGAGCACCUGCUUCAACUCAAGAAGGCUGACACUGAGGCCCGCGGUGUAUCAAACGACGGCAACUACUACCUGUGGGACCACAAGUUCUACGACCGGUUGAUGAUCGAGAAGGAGUACAGUAUUGAUGAGAACAAGAUUGCCGAGUACUUCCCUAUUACCUCGACUAUUGCUGGUAUGCUCAAGAUCUUUGAGGAGCUGCUUGGCUUCGUCUUCGUCGAGCUUAAGCCCGAGGACCGUGCUGCCUUGAGCCCCACUGGCAAGGCCGAGGACAUUGCCUGGCAUGAGGAUGUCAUCAUCUUCAGCGUUUGGGAUGACGCCUCCGAGGGAGAUGGCUUCGUUGGUUACUUGUACCUUGACCUGCACCCCCGCCAGGGCAAGUACGGCCAUGCUGCCAACUUCAACCUGCAACCCGGCUACCUGCAAGCGAACGGCUCUCGCAGAUACCCUGCUACUGCCCUCGUGUGCAACUUCAGCAAGCCCACGCCCAAGAAGCCUUCUCUGCUCAAGCACGACGAAGUUGUCACGCUUUUCCACGAGCUGGGCCACGGCAUUCACGACCUUGCUGGUCGCUGCACCUACAGCCGUUUCCACGGUACUAGCACCGUUAGGGACUUUGUAGAAGCCCCCUCUCAGAUGCUGGAGAACUGGUGCUGGACUCCUAGCGUCAUCAAGUCCCUCUCCAACCACUACCAGACCGGCGAGAAGAUUCCCGAUGAUCUCAUUGAGAAGCAGAUCUCCACUAAGCAUGUCAACGCUGCCCUCUUCAACCUGCGUCAGCUCCACUUUGGUAUCUUUGACAUGACGGUUCACACCCCCAAGAGUCACGAGGAGAUCAAGAACAUGGACUUGUCGGCGAUUUACAACGAGCUUCGUGGCCAGAUUGCUGGAAUCAAGGGCCCCGAAGCUCAGGGCGAGAACAACAACUGGGGCAACGGACAGGCCUGCUUCGGUCACCUUAUCGGUGGCUACGACGCUGGCUACUACGGCUACCUGUCAUCAGAAGUCUACUCCACCGACAUGUUUUACUCGGUUUUCAGGGCUGAUCCCAUGAACGGCAAGGAGGGUCGCCGCUACAGGCACACCGUUCUGGAGAAGGGCGGUAGCCAGGAUGAGAUGUUGACCCUGGAGCAGUUCUUGGGCCGCAAGCCUAGCACUGAGGCCUUCUACAAGGAGCUGGGCAUCCCCCAGUGA